Molecule: messenger RNA, 11998 nt
Organism: Mercenaria mercenaria
Lineage: Eukaryota; Metazoa; Mollusca; Bivalvia; Venerida; Veneridae
Product: DCC-interacting protein 13-alpha-like
Exons: 23
Coding region: 250-2439 (729 amino acids)
Biological process (GO): signaling
Cellular component (GO): endosome membrane; cytoplasm
Molecular function (GO): protein binding
Source: RefSeq, a predicted model, not a curated record
ACAAAAUUGAAAUCAAAUAUAUUGUAAUUGACUGCAAUACUUAAAAACUUGAAACAAAAAGAAGCAUUGACCACAUUUAUUCUAAUUCAAUGACAACAAAUAUAGAGCAUUUUUGAGCUAAAAUAUUUUAUUUUUAUUCGCUCCGAAUUUACAGUGCUAGGCAACUUCCUGUUUCGUACUUUUUGCAAUUAGCCGAAAAAUAUUCACGUUUUGUGUGCUAAUUAGUUUUGUCGACGUAUUUAAGUUACAAUGCCGGAAAUGCCAAAGUUGCAUCUAGAGGAUGCACUGGAAGACAGUCCCCAGACGAGAAAUCUUUUGUCAGUUUUUGAGAAAGAUGCAAUGGUAUUGAAGAAGUACAGCAUGGGGCUCCACAACUGCUGCCAGAGAGUGAUGAGUGCUCAGAAUGAAUUGUGUGCUGCCACACAGUCUCUCUCACAACAUCUGAGGAAUUAUGAACUUCAGAAAUUUCCACUAGAAACAGAAAAUAGUAUACUGACAUCAACGUUGGAACAGUUUGCUGCAUAUCUAGACAAUAUCAGUUCCUUACAGCAAGUGCUGUCAGCACAGUUCUCUGAGACAAUGAUGUAUCCAAUGACUAAAGCCAUCCAGGCUGAUCUAGAUGAAAUCUCAACAAUGUAUGAAAUGUUUCAAAUAGCCACACAUGAACAUGAACACGCAAUGACAAGGUUUAUGAAAAUGCCUAAGAAGAAAGAUGUGCAGGAAGUGAAUGAGGAGUUGUAUAUGAUGCGCAAAAAAUAUCACCAGACGUCCCUGCAUUACUACUCUGCACUGAAUGCUUUACAGUACAAGAGGAAAUGUUUUCUCCUUGAGCCGAUUAUUGGAUACUUACAUGCACAGAGAGCUUACUUCAGCAUGGGCCAGGAAACAGUGUGCAAGCAGGAGAUGGAAGAAUUUCUACAAAAUAUCAGUGCUAGCAUUCAGGGAGUUCAAGCAGAAUUACAGGUAGAAACAAAGAAGACAGUAGACCUGAUAGAUAACUUGGAACAACAGAGUUUACACAUGUAUCAUGCUGAACCACCCAUCAAUAUGCCUUAUAUUCCUCCAAACAUAAAUCUAGCUCAAAAAUCAGGAUACCUUUUUCAACGUAGUAAACAGUUGAUAGGCAACAAGUGGGAUAGAUGUUUUUUCUUUACACAAGGAGGAAAUUUGAUGAGUCAGUCAAGAGAUGAGGUUGCGGGCAGCCUGGUUCUGGAUCUCAAUGAAGAAGGUGUGUUUGCAGAGCCCACAGAGGCUGAUGAUAGAAGAAAUGUCUUUCAACUUUCUACAGCUAAACAUCGAAGACUGGUUGUUUUGCAAGCUGAAAAUGAGAGGGAGAGAGAUGAGUGGAUUUCCACUUUAAACAAUGUGGUGAGAGACAGUGGGUUUGUGAGAGGUACCAAAGCCCAGCAACAGCAACAAGUGAAGGAGAGAUUGGGAAGUACAUCUAGUCAAAAAUCAGCAACUUCAAAUUCUUCACCAGAACAAGAAAGUGUUCCCAAGGCUAAGAGUGAAAGUCAGUCAUCGGCACCGACCCCAUCAACGGGGCCAAACAGCCCCUUUCUUCCAGAGACACCUAUCCAGUUUGACCUUUGUUCCCCUGAGGAUCAAAAUGGGGCGACUGUGAAUAAGUCAUUGCCAGGACCGCCAAAGAGAAUAAAUCCUUUUGACCAAUCAGCAACUGAUGUGAUAGAUGCCUUAGAUCAAGCAAUAGAUAAUGCUGCUUUCAUUGAAAGUUUUCUGGUGCGAUUUCUAGGCUCAAUGGAAGUGAAACAGGACAGAGGAGAAAAAUUGGUUCAUGAGACGAUAAGACAGAUCAUGGCAGCUCGUGCAAUACACAAUGUUUUUAAGAUGACAGAGUCAAGAAUGAUUGUAUCCAGUGAAUGUAUGAGGUUGAUAGAACCUUCAAACAACACAGUUAGGGUACAAUUUGCCUUAGAAGACAUAUCAUACUGGGCAGCUCAUCAUGAAAAUAAUAGGUUGUUUGGUUUCAUAACAAGGAACAAAGGGGAAGGGUCAUAUGCCUGCCAUGUGUUUGAGUGUAAUGUGUCUGCAGCAGAGAUAUGUAAUGCUAUAGGAACUGCAACGAAAAUGGCUUUCCAUGCUUUAAUGGAGAAGAAGGCAGCAGAGAAAAUCCGAACUUUAAAAGACAAGGAAAAAGAUGGGGCUGCUGAUGAGAACUUAUUGCUUGCCAACAUCAGUCAACUAGAGGAUAAGGAGGAGGAGGAGGAGAGUUUAUUGUCAUCCAACUUGCCAUUGUCAAGUGACAAAAAUUACAUGAAGUUGUCAGCAGAAGAUGAACAAGAUAUGAUGGAUGAAAUGGACAAGGAAAUGGGGGAGCUGGAUAUCAAACCAGAAUCUCCAAGGGCAGGGGAGCAGACGUCUGCUGAAGAAAGUAGCGGGAAAAGUGAACAGACAAAAGAUGAUGAAUCAAUUGCUUGAAAAAUCGUUUGAUUCAAAAUGCAAAAUGAAUAACUUAAUUGUAUAAAUAUUUACACAUUAAAUGUGGAAAAGGUAUCGAAACAAGUGAAAAAAUUCAGCUAAAGACAACUUCAUUGCAGCCAAUCAGAGCAGCUUUUACAUGAAAGGCAGAGUUUUCAUUGGCUUAUUUUCUGAGAUUGCUGUAAAAGAUAGAGCUUUAUGAUACCAGUUUCAUAUUCAUUGACUACCAAGAGGUGGAGGCAUCAGAUUCCAGAGGUGGCGGCAUCACAGUUUAGAAAUCAGUAAUCCAUAAUUCAUCACAGCUAAAUGAAGUAUUGAUCAGAAAAUCAUUGUCACAAGUUGAGAUGCUCUUCCCGCCUCUAUGAAAUUUGAAAACUAUGGAGUGUUAUAUUAACAAAAAGUAUGGUUGAAAUUUAAUAUCUUGAACUUGCUGGGUCACAAUGUUCCAAUUAUGGUGAAGAAAUUUUGAAGUCCCAUGGAAAUUCCUAACUCGAUUUAGGACAAAUUGAACAUUUUGCUAAAAGUAACUCCAAAAUCCUGUCAGUCAAAUUCUUUUGUAUUAUUACUCAAAAUGUGCUGAAUAAUUGUAGUCUGACAAACUUUGAUUUUAUCAUAUUCUUGCUGAAUAAAAUCAGUCAUUCUAAAACACACCAGAAAAGAAAUAUUUUCAUUAGAUGCAUAAAAUUCAUAUAAAUCCUUAAAAUAGCAUGUGCCUGUCUAAAAAUAUGUAGCGAUAAGAGUACAUAUACUGUAAGUACGGUUUGAAUUAGGAAUUGCAUAUAUCGUAAAAAAAAAGUCUGUCGUAGAAUUUGCUUUUAAAUAUGAUACUUUAAAAGUUUUGUGUUUUAGUAAUCAAACUAAGAUGGUAGAUUUUAAAGUUGUAAAAACAGUACAGUGAGUGAAAACUACCUGAUUGUAUGGAGAGGUUUACCUACCUUUUAUUACCAGUUUCAUGAGGUGUUAAAAAUGUGCACUGCUGAAAUGUGUAAACUGAGCGUUAUUUACCAGUACUUUAUAAUAUAUUUGCUGAAGCAGUCCAGAUUGGAACAACAUGUAUCACGUAGGGAUUAUGUUGGGAUCAGACAUCAAGUAUGAGCGAUCAAAUUUACACUGUAGUAACUAUUCAAUCAACUUGUUCAUGUUUUUAGAGGAUAAAAAUGUUGUUUUUAGCUCAUCUGAUUUUUUAAAAAAAAAAUGAUGAGUUAUUGUCAUCACUUGAGCGGUUGUUGGCGUCGGCGUCGGCGUUGCCUGGUUAAGUUUUAUGUUUAGGUCAGCUUUUCUCCUAAACUAUCAAAGCUAUUGCUUUGAAACUUGGAAUACUUGUUCACCAUCAUAAGCUGACCAAGUAUAGCAAGAAACAUAACUCCAUCUUGCUUUUUGCAAGAUUUAUGGCCCCUUUUGUACUUAGAAAAUAUCAGAUUUCUUGGUUAAGUUUUAUGUUUAGGUCAGCUUUUCUCCUAAACUAUCAAAGCUAUUGCUUUGAAACUUGGAAUACUUGUUCACCAUCAUAAGCAGACCCUGUACAUGAAGAAACAUAACUCCAUCUUGCUUUUUGCAAGAAUUAUUGCCCCUUUUGGACUUAGAAAAUCAGUUUUCUUGUUUAAGUUUUAUGUUUAGGUCAGCUUUUAUCCUAAACUAUCAAAGCUAUUGCUUUAGAACUUGCAACACUUGUUCACCAUCAUAAGCUGACCCUGUACAGCAAGAAACAUAACUCCAUCCUGCUUUUUGCAAGAUUUAUGGCCCCUUUUGGACUUAGAAUAUAUCAGAUUUCUUGGUUGAGUAUUAUGUUUAGGUCAACUUUUUCUCUUAAACUAUCAAAGCUAUUGCUUUGAAACUUGCAACACUUGUUCACCAUCAUAAGCUGACCCUGUACAGCAAGCAACAUAACUCCAUCCUGCUUUUUGCAAUAAUUAUUGCCCCUUUUGGACUUAGAAAAUCAUUUUCUUGGUUGAGUAUUAUGUUUAAGUCAACUUUUCUCAUAAACUAUCAAAGCUAUUGCUUUAAAACUUGCAACAGUUUUUCACCAUCAUAAGUGGACACUGUACAUCAAGAAACAUAACUCUAUCCUGCUUUUUGCAAGAAUGAUGGCCCUUUUUAGACUUAGAAAAUCAUGGGUAGGACAAUAUUUCUAUUAUACAAAAAAAAUCAGAUGAGCGUCAGCACCCGCAAGGCGGUGCUCUUGUUUUUAAGAUGUGCUACAAGCUGGUAAUAAGGUAGAGUGUUUUGUUUAGCAUGGGUUGUAGAAGAAUGCCCCCACCAGAAAUGAAUGGAACAAUGUAUUUGGCAGGUGUCAUAUUUACCCCCCCCCCCCCCCCCACAUCAAGUCUAGGUCAAUACUACUGGAAACAGUACCACUUUAAGUACCGGUGAAUCACCCAACACUGACCACUAAUUGGGAUAUCAUUUGAGACUGAGAAUGGAACCUUGUCGAUUGCUGGCAUUUUACUCCAGCCUGCUAACCCCUGUGCCACUGACUCCCUUUAUGUACUUACCAAUUUCAUGUUGCAAAAGUGGCCUUUUUUACAAUUUCCGAUGUACAAACUUUUGUACAGUAUCCUUGUAAAUUCCAAAAGCAAAUUAUUAAAAACAAAGCGCCAAAAGGAAUAUAUCGGAAACAACGUAUUGAAAGGAGAACUGGAAAGUCAACUUUCUGUAUCAAUAUUUACAAAUAGUAAAUUCUAGUUUUCAUUUUCUUUUUCUCAGUAUUUAAGUACUCUGUAUAACUUUGUUGGACUUUUAAACAACUUUGUUAUCAUAGCGCCCCAUGUGGUUCUGAGACAAUCUGUGUAUGAAAAGAAUUGGAACCACAUUAAUUGCCUUACCCUUGCAUGAUCGUAAGAGGCGACUAAUAGGGUCUUAACACUUGAUUUUGCUGUAACUCUGUGAUUCCAGCAGGUAUGCAAAUUUUGAUUCCAUAUCUCAUGUUUUUAUUUUGAUGUAUAUGAGAUAUGAAACCAAAAUUUGUAGUCCUGUUUGGCGCCAAAUAACCUAUACUGUGUUGGUGCGCCAUAAAACCCAAAUAAAAUAAAAAAUAAAUUGUUAUCAUAGCAGUUCAAAUAUGGUGCUUUUGACACAAAAUUUUUUUCAAAUGAUAAUUUGUUUGCAAUCAUCUUUGGCUAAGUUAUCAAUUAUACUGAUACUUUUAGGCACAGGAAACGCCUGUGAGUUGGUAUACAAGUUAAAAGCCUAAUUGCUUAUUAAAUUUCAUAACCAUAUUCUCAUUGUUGGACAGAGGUAUUUGUUUUACGAAAACAUUGUCCGGUAUAUUUUUGGUGAAAAUACUAUAGACCUACACUUUAACUACAUGAAUACAUGUGUAAAUUUCAGUGUAGCUCACUUAUUAUGCACUCUGACUGUGGUACUACCGUGCAAUGACUGUAUUUAUACGGAAUUUUAUAUACUUUGGCAUUAUAUGGUUCUCAUGCCUACAAGGGUGUUAAUGCAUAUUUGUUAACAUUAAAGGAUUAUAUAGGAUAUAUAAUUGUAUAAUUGAUAGUGUUAUGAAUAACAUUGAUUUUGAAAUGAAUCUAUGUAUUUUACCGUAUUGUUGAUAAUUUGAAAAACAAACUGCUGUAACAUAUGCUUAGAUAAUUUUGCCAAUAUCUGGAAAUAUUUAUAUUUAUAAACAAUGCCUGUUUUCCUUGUGACAUAUAUGUAUGCAAAAUUGAUAUAACUAUAUAUUAUAUAAAACAAAGACUGUAAUUAUGAGAUAAGAAACAAUCAUGGUGUUUGCACUUGAACAACAUGUAUGAAUUCGUGCAUCCUUUAUGUCCCAAGUAUUUUUUAGAUUUUAUUUAUACAUAUAUGUAGGGUAUGUGUAUACUGAACUUAAAUAUAUAAUACUGCAAAGAUUUUUUAUGUCGUGUAAAGUGAGAUAUUUUUGCUAGGCCAAGGUUAAGGUCUCAGUGUGUUAAAUCAUCCUCUGUAUGAAAGUCUGAAAUCUCCCCGGGGAGUUUGAGUGGGGGAUUUUUGUUGUUUAUGUAAUUGGACAUUAUGAGAAAUAAUGUUACCAUAUACAAACUCUUUCAUCUUUACCUAUAGAAACAUUUCACCAAAAAACUUGUCAAGUGCUAAUGAAGAUGACAAUGCAUAACGUGUUUGAUGUUAAAGAUUUCCUGGUUUUCUUAUAUUAUCCAGUGACCUUCACCCACACAGUAUACCUCAUGUUACAACAGACGCUAGUCAUUCUGUGAUCAAUGCACUUAACCCUUACCCUGCUAAAUUUCUAUAAUGGACUGGUCUAUCUCUCAGUUUGGGAAGUACCAUUUUUUUUAUUGAAGGGAUGUUCACUGAAAAUUUACUGACUGAAUAGCGAACAGUGCAGACCACGAUCAGACUGCAUGGAUGUGUAGGCUGAUCUUGGUCUGCACUGGUCGCAGUGGCUGAAUCACUUGCUGCCAGCAGGCUUAAGGUUAAUAUUUGUAAAAUUUGAUUCUGAUUUUAUACAAAAUUUACACUACAUUUUGGGAGAAAAAAAUGAAAUUGUAGCAUAGAUUUAUCCCAAGUAAACAUUUGUGAUUUGAAAUUUUGUUUUGAAUUUAAUUAAGAUUAAAAUUUUGCAGUCUAAAUUUGAUUACAGUCAUUUAUGAAUAUUUUAUGAAUGAAAAAUAAGUUUUAAAAAGAUUUCUAUUUUUAAGAAGCUUGAAUAGCCUUAGUAACAUGGUUGUAUGAAAUAGAAAAACUUUCAGGAAAUGUAUAGUUACUAUCAUGAUCUCAUAAUUGUAUGUUUAGAUGUGUUUUCAUCCAGAUUGUUUUAUAUGUAAACUUUAGAAGUUUUAGUGCUACUCAAUUGUUUUUGUUUGUUUUGCUGUAUGUAGUGUUAAAGUAUUUUUUUUUUUUUGAAAACAAAAAUACUUAAGGGUUAGCUUAAUGAGCUCUUAAUUGAAUGAUACACAUGUAGUGGUGGCAGGGUAACGGAGAGAACUAUCACAUGUUUCUUUUUAUUGCUUGUCAUUGAUAAGAAAAUACGUUUUAUGUGACAUGAGUUUCAUGUCCUGUAGGCUAAAGGGUAAUCAGUUGGAUCAGUGCCUUUCUCCAAGACAGCUGGAUGUCUUUGUCACCCUGUGUGACCUGUACCUCAAGUAAUGUACAGAGUCUUGCACCAUCAUUAUAUAGCUGAAAAGUUUACAUGAAUUCCACCAGACAAAACAAAACUCAUUUUCAUCCUUAUCUUUUUCUCUAUGAGCAUCAAUGUCAGAGUCAUCAGUUACUUAAAUGUGUGCAAGUGCUAGUGGAUGUAAGUACAUUGGUUAAAGGCUAGUUGCUCAUACACUGAUCAUUUCCCAGUUGUUUUGUAGACAUAUCACCAGACGAACCUUGACAACUAGGUCGUUAUGUCUCCCAUCACACAGUGGUGAGGGAGACCUAUUGAUUUACUCCUGUGUGUUUGUCACAAAUCUUGUCCGCACUCUAAGUCGAACAUUUCUCAUCCGAUCUUCACCAAACUUGAACAAAAUGUGUCUGCCAAUAAGUCCUUGGGCAAGUUCGAUUACUAGCCAAAUCGCCCCAGGCACUUCAGAAUUAUGGCCCUUGAAUUACCCAAAAUCCGCCUUUUUACUCUUCAAAGAUAUAUUUAUAGUGAGUAAACAGUAUAUAAAGACUGACUUACUAUUUAGAUCAUUAGGCAGUUGUGGGAGACAUGCGCUUUUCUCCAAAGCAGCUCUAGUUGACCUUGGAUUGUUUCAUCAAGCUGUGUCCUGUUAUUGUUACAAGGAAAUAACAUGCAAGGAAGGAGAUAAGUACUUCAUAAUUUAUCAGUCUGUCAGCCCAGCUGAAUAUCAGAUACAAUACCCGGUUUUUAAAUUUAUUUAAUGUUUGAUUUCCUGUUAGUGUUAUUGUUUUAAAGAUAAUUUGAAGUGUUUUGUUGUUAAGCAAACAUGUGAAAUCACUGUUGGUAUAGAAGCUAUGCUAUCUAGUCAUUUUUAGCCUCUGGUCAGUUAAAUUAACAAUAUCAAGUCAUAAACAUACAAAACAGAAAAUAUGAGAUAAUUUCAUGCACUUAGCCAUUACCCUGCUAAAUUUCUAUAAUGAAUUUGUCCAUCUUUCAAUUUAGACAGUGUUAUUAACUGUUAAAAGUGUUUUGCACUUAAAAAUUACUGACUGGAUGGCAAGCAGUGCAGAUUUUGAUCAGACUGCACAAGGUGCAGGAUGAUCAUGAUCUACACUGGUCGCAAAUGCAGAAUCAAUUGUAUCCAGCAUGAUAAGGGUUAGGGGUGAUCAUGCUUGGCUUUUUUAGCUCACCUGAGCACAAAGUGCUCAAGGUGAACUUUUGUGAUCGCCCUGUGUCCUUCGGCAGCGGCGUCAGCAAUUUGACUGUUAACACUCUAGAGGUCACAAUUUUUGCCCAAUCUUAAUGAAACUUGGUCAGAAUGUUACCCUCAAUAAAAUCUUGGACGAGUUCGAUAUUGGGUCAUCUGGGGUCAAAAACUAGGUCACCAGGUCAAAUCAAAGGAAAAGCUUGUUAACACUCUAGAGGUCACAAUUUUGGCCCAAUCUAAAUGAAACUUGGUCAGAGCUUACGGAAGGUCGGUGGUUCUACCCAGGUGCCCGCUCGUGAUGAAAUUUGCACGGAGGGGCACCUGGGGUCUUCCUCCACCAUUAAAGCUGGAAAGUCGCCAUAUGACCUAAAAUUGUGUUGGUGCGACAAUAAACCCAACAAAAUAAAUAAAUAAAUAAACUUGGUCAGAAUGUUACCCUCAGUAAAAUCUUGGUCGAGUUCAAUAUUGGGUCAUCUGGGGUCAAAAACUAGGUCACCAGGUCAAAUCAAAGGAAAAGCUUGUUAACACUCUAGAGGUCACAUUUAUGACUGUAUCUUCAUGAAACUUGGUCAGAAUGUUAAUCUUGAUGAUCUCAAGAUCCAAUUUGAAUAUGGGUCAUGUAGGAUCAAAAACUAGGUCGCCAGGUCAAAUCAAAGGAAAAGCUAGUUUACACUGUAGAGGCCGCAUUUAUGACCAUAUCUUAAUGAAACUUGGUCAGAACGUAAAGCAUGAUGAUCUAUAGGUCAAGUUCAAACCUGGGUCAGGUGGGGUCAAAAACCAGGUCACUAGGUCAAUUCAAAGGAAAAGCUUGUUAACACUCUUAGAGGCCACAUUUAUUACUGUAUCUUCAUGAAACUUAGUCAGAAUGUUAAUCUUGAUGAUCUUUAGGUCAAAUUCGAAUCUGGAUCAUCUGGGAUCAAAAACUAGGUCACAGGGUCAAAUCAAAGGAAAAGCUAUUUAACACUUUAGAGGCCACAUUUAUGACCAUAUCUUAAUGAAACUUGGUCAGAAUGUUAAUCUUUAGGUCAAUAGAUCAGGUGAGCGAUACAGGGCCUUCAUGGCCCUCUUGUUUCUAUACAAUAUUCUCCAUGUGAUCAGCUUGUGAGACAUUUAGCUGUGCAAAUUGUAAGCUGAUUAUGCAUUCAUGCAGAAAUACAGACUGGUCCAACAAUAAGCAGUUAUUGUAUGAUGAUGAGGUCAUUCGAUAGUCAUUGAUUUAAUCAUAUAGUUAGUGUUUAGCUAGUCUGAUUUUUUUUAAAAAAUCUACAAGGUAUUGUCAUUACUUGAUUGUCGACAUUUGCUAAUUUUUAUGCCCCCAAAGGGAGGCAUAUAGUUUUUGAACGGUCUGUCAGUCUGUCCACAAUUUUUGUGUCCGGUCCAUAUCUUUGUCAUCGAUGGAUGGAUUUUCAAAUAACUUGGCAUGAACGUGUACCACAGUAAAACGACAUGUCGCGCGCAAGACCCAGGUCCGUAGCUCAAAGGUCAAGGUCACACUUAGACGUUAAAGGUCAUUUUUCAUGAUAGUGCAUUCGUGUCUGGUCCAUAUCUUUGUCAUCCAUGAAUGGAUUUUCAAUUAACUUGUCAUGAAUGUGUACCACAGUAAGACAACGUGUCGCGCGCAAGACCCAGGUCCGUAGCUCAAAGGUCAAGGUCACACUUAGACGUUAAAGGUCAUUUUUCAUGAUAGUGCAUUCCUGUCCGGUCCAUAUCAUUGUCAUCCAUGGAUGGAUUUUCAAAUAAUUUGGCAUGAAUGUGUACCACAGUAAGACGACAUGUCGUGCGCAAGACUCAGGUCCGUAGCUCAAAGGUCAAGGUCACACUUAGACGUUAAAGGUCAUAUUUCAUGAUAGUGCAUUGAUGGGCGUGUCUGUUCCAUAUCUUUGUCAUUCAUGCAUGGAUUUUAAAAUUAUUGGGCAUGAAUGUGUACCACAGUAAGACGACGUGUCGCGCGCAAAACCCAGGUCCGUAGAUCAAAGGUCCUAAACUCUAACAUCGGCCAUAACUAUUCAUUCAAAGUGCCAUCGGGGGCAUGUGUCAUCCUAUAGAGACAGCUCUUGUUUUGUUUAGGUCCACCUUUCCUCAAAAACCAUAAUAGCUACAGCUUUGAAACUUUGCACACUUGUUUGUCAUCAUUAGAUGACUUUUUAGGCCAAGAACCAUAACUCUAAUUUGCAUUUUGUCAAAAUUGUGGCCCUUUUUGUACUUACAAAAUUUUAGUUUCUUGGUUAAAUUUUUUGUUUAGGUCCACCUUUUCUCAAAAACUAUAAGAGCUACAGCUUUGAAACUUUGCACACUUGUUUAUCAUCAUUAGUUGACUAUGUAGAUCAAGAACCAUAACUCUGAUUUGCAUUUUGUUAGAAUUAUGGCCCUUUUUGUACAUAGAACAUUUAGAUGGUGCUCCAGAAUGCUGUCCCUGCUGUCACAAAUUAGGAUGUUCCAUCUUCACAUAACUUCCUUUAAUUGUGAUGUUUGAAAUACGUAGUCAACAGAUAUACAUCUGUUACAACAGUUGAUUGAUAAACUGCUGGGAAAUGGAAAAUGGGAACUGCAUUAUCUUACAACAGAAAACAUGCAUGUCUGUGAGCAUAUUUGGUAAAACUAUACUUUUGGAAAAUAUUAAUGUACAAAAUGUAUUCAGUUUUGAAAGUUCAAUACUAAUAUGCUAUUUAUCAGAUAAAAAUUCAGCAUUCAUGUAUAAAACUCUGAUUACAUGUAAAAUGUAAAAAUGCUUAUAGCCGAAUGGUAUCACAUAUAUUAGGACACCCUGUAUCACAGAUUUGUUACGCUGAAUUGUUCAUGAGCUUGUUUGCUGGCUUACAAAGAAUGAUAAUUGUUAAUGACUUUUAUGAAAGGUAUCCUGUUUUAAUAUAUUUUUCUUUUAUGUGCCAUAAUUUUAUUGAGCCCGCCCGCUUAGCUCAGUAGGUAGAGCGUUGGUCUACGGAUCACUGGGUCGUGAGUUCGAUCCUCGGGCGCGGCGUAUGUUCUCCGCGACUAUUUGAUAAACGACAUUGUGUCUGAAAUCAUUAGUCCUCCACCUCUGAUUCAUGUGGGGAAGUUGGCAGUUACUUGCGGAGAACAGGUUUGUACUGGUACAGAAUCCAGGAACACUGGUUAGGUUAACUGCCCGCCGUUACAUGACCGAAAUACUGUUGAAAAAUGGCGUUAAACCCAAAAACAAACAAACAUAAUUUUAUUGAUUUUACCCAGAAAGUUUAUGUAAUGUGCUGUGUAUUUUUGUCUCAUGUAGCUUCACCAGAUUUGGAGACAGAUUGAUCAACGAAGGCUUACUUUUUGUACAUGAU